GAAAAAAGUAGAGAGAGAAAAAGAUAUCUACCUUAGGGAAGAACCUCAGAGAGAGGGAGGGAAGGAGAGGACGGGUAGGAGCGUGUGUGCAUGUGUGUAAGAGACACUUAUUCUCUUAACUACUAGGAGACAGACACACUUUCCUGGGCCGACUCAAAGAAGGGGGAAAACAGGAGGAAGAUUUUUUUUUUUUUCAAUAUCACUUUAAUCGUCCCAUCAUUCAACAAUCAAGCUGCCCUGAAGCUUCUCGUCCUGGAAACUCUUCUUCACUGUAUGCUGGAAGUUAUAUAUAUUGAUCCAUUUACCCUCUCACACACUACAAGCCUUACCUCAUGGAUUUGUAUCUGAUUGGAUAUUUGAUGUGUGUGUGGUUGUCCAGCUCACGGGUGCUUGGAGGCUAUCCCAUCUGGUGGUCCCUGGCCCUUGGGCAGCAGUACUCGUCACUGGGCUCCCAACCCAUCCUGUGCGGCUCCAUCCCCGGCCUCGUGCCCAAGCAGCUGCGUUUCUGUCGCAACUACAUAGAGAUCAUGCCCAGCGUCGCAGAAGGAGUCAAGCUGGGGAUCCAGGAGUGCCAGCACCAGUUUAGGGGCCGGCGAUGGAACUGCACCACCAUUAAGGACAACCUGGCCAUCUUCGGCCCUGUGCUAGAUAAAGCAACCAGAGAGUCAGCGUUUGUCCACUCCAUAGCUUCAGCAGGCGUGGCGUUUGCAGUGACGCGCUCCUGCGCCGAGGGCACAUCCACCAUGUGCGGCUGCGACUCGCACCACAAGGGACCCCCCGGCGAGGGCUGGAAGUGGGGCGGCUGCAGCGAGGACGCAGACUUUGGGGUGCAGGUGUCCAGGGAGUUCGCCGAUGCCAGAGAGAAUCGUCCAGACGCUCGCUCGGCAAUGAACAGACACAACAAUGAGGCGGGACGCACGACCAUCCUCGACCACAUGCACCUGCGCUGUAAGUGUCACGGCCUGUCAGGGAGCUGUGAGGUGAAGACAUGCUGGUGGGCGCAGCCAGACUUCCGCAUGCUGGGUGACUACCUGAAGGACAAGUACGACAGCGCCUCCGAGAUGGUGGUGGAGAAGCACCGCGAGUCACGAGGCUGGGUGGAGACUCUGCGAGUCAAGUACAACUUCUUCAAGCAUCCCACCGAGCGCGACCUGGUCUACUACGAGGGUUCGCCUAACUUCUGCGAGCCCAACCCGGAGACGGGCUCCUUUGGGACGCGCGACCGAGCCUGCAACGUGUCAUCACAUGGCAUCGAAGGCUGCGACCUGCUGUGCUGCGGCCGCGGCCACAACACCCGGACUGAGAAACGCAAAGAGAAGUGUCACUGCAUCUUCCACUGGUGCUGCUACGUCAGUUGUCAGGAGUGUGUGCGCGUCUACGACGUCCACACGUGCAAGUGAGAGAGCGGGAGAGGCCUCUGGCUGCUGGACUACUAAGUGCUGCCCACCAACCACUUCAACUCCCCAACUCCUGCACGACUUCCCUGCUUCCCCCAGACACAGACUCAACAUCCCACACAAAACCAAAUUCAUCAGCACACACACGUAGGCCCCAAUGGGUGAUGGCACAUCAGCUACGGGUGCUAAAACCCUGCCCUACAAUCCGUGUUCCAGACCUCUACACCCAUUUCCGUAAUAUCUGACCAGAGAGCGUCCUGUUGACCUGACUGAUCUCUACUCUGAGGUCCGCUCUCAUGGGAAGAAGCUACAGUUGUGCCACUUUCCUCCGCAGCAUUUGCCCCCUCCCCUUCCCUCCCCUUUGUCUUUAUUUAUUUCCCCCCUCCAUGCCAACACAAUGUUUAUGGCAUGUACAGUAACACUUCUUACCUGUGAAAUUAAUGCAGUAAAAAAACUUUCAGACUCUUUUGCUUUUGGAUAAAAAGCAUCUUUCUAACUAACACCUCACUUGUCCGGCCAGUCUGGCUGGUUUACCUUUUGAUUUUUUUAAACUAAACCAACCUCUACACCGUCACUUAAGUGACACUGAACACGUCGGCAGCCCCAGGAAACCGUCACUUUGUAACUACUGAACUGAACAGGUGUUGGAAGUGCCACAGUCCUGUCCUUUUGUAAACUACUGAGCUGAUGAAAUCCUCAGUGUUGCUGCUCUCUCUGCUGACUGACUCUACUGCACCAGUCACCCGGGAAGCUUGGAAGAUACAGUAUAUGCCACAGUCGGAUUUAAUAGCCCUGCAUUUUUUGAAAUAUUACCAUUGGGCUGGGACUGGAGGUAUGCAGCAUGUGUGUGAACAAGCAUGCUCAUUCCACUAACUAACAACCCUACACAUGUACAGUAUAUAUGUAUGCACUAUUCAGUUACACCAGGUGGUAACCGUUUGAGCAUUGUUUAUGCGAGCAAAUUCUUCUUCAAUGCAAGCUAGCAGUUCUUAUGAAUGACGACUUUGUUUCCUGCAUUCGAGCACGAUCAACCUGUAAAUUGCUCAUGAUUUCCACGAUGCAACACAGUCGUUCAUUAUUCAAUCUAAAGGAAUGAAGCGGUGAAAAGGACCAGCGUUCACAUUAUGACCGAGUAGAAGAUGAUUUGUGGUUGUUUCAUUUAUACAUGUAUGCAUCAAAUGUGAGUCAAGCUUCAGCAUGCUUAAAUAUUAAUUCUGGUCUUAUGAGCAAAGUGAUUAUUGGGAGAUCUUAUUAUCUAACACUUCAUGCAUUCAUCAGGUCCUUCUGAGAGACUUUUGUCUGAUGCAAAUCUCUCUUUUAUCUCUGUAAAAAAAAAAAAGAAAAAAAAAAGGGAGACUUGUCCAUUCCAGAGGAUCUGAUUGGCUUUCACGCCCUCCCUUCCUUCUCUCCAUAUUUUUUUCAGUUGGACAGUUUGAAGUUUUUAACAAGCCUGAUUUAUGAACUUGUACUCUUUUCAGUACACCCCAAAAACACUCCUGCUUUGCGGUUUUGGAGAUAUCGUAGAACAAUACAGUAAUUUAUAA
Molecule: messenger RNA, 2941 nt
Organism: Etheostoma cragini (Arkansas darter)
Lineage: Eukaryota; Metazoa; Chordata; Actinopteri; Perciformes; Percidae
Gene: wnt3
Product: wingless-type MMTV integration site family, member 3
Exons: 4
Coding region: 333-1400 (355 amino acids)
Biological process (GO): neuron differentiation; cell fate commitment; canonical Wnt signaling pathway
Cellular component (GO): extracellular region
Molecular function (GO): cytokine activity; frizzled binding
Source: RefSeq, a predicted model, not a curated record